AGAUGAAGCCUGAAAAAAUACUUUAGAUCUAGCAUAGUUUUUAUUUUUUGAUGUAAUAUUUUGUAAGUAAUUGUAUGAUGUCCUUAUGUUAAAAUGCUUAUUUCUUCUCCAAGUAGGCGAACGAUGGUUGCUAGCAAUGAUACAUACGUAUCAACAACAGAAGGAGGCAUUGAUUGGUCUCAGAUUGAGAUAGCACCAAUGAAUGAUGAGGAAAUUGAUGUUCCUAUAACAGAAGAAAAUAUGUGCUCGGUGCUUGGAAUCGACGAUCAGCCUGUGCAACGAAAAUGUGUAUCUGAAGCGGCCAUCAAAGCCUCGAUUGCAAAUGUUGAUGCAUGUAUAGCUGAUAUUAAUGAUGACUUACUUGCUGAUGCGGCUCUUCCAGUGCCUGACCAUAUGCCUGAAGAUGAUCACUUUUGGUAUGAUAAGGAACAUCCUGUGAUAGAGGAAGGUUCUUUGUUUCGUUCGAUGAAAGAGUUUAGGAUGCUUAUGAGAACAUUUGCUAUUAGAGGUAAGUUUGACAUCAAGACCAAGGAUAGUGACAGUACUAGAUAUGUGGGUCACUGUAAAGGAAAUGGAUGUCCUUGGCGUAUAAUUGCUAGAACGAUAGAAGAUGGCAAAACAGUCAGGGUACAAACUUAUCUAACACUAAUCAUUUUUUAUGUUGAAACAAUUUUUAAAAAUUACUUGCACCUAAUGGUUGCUAUUGUGCAGGUUAACAAGAUAGUAAAGCCUCAUUAGUGUUCAUCAACCGCUAAAGUGAUUACAAGCAUGGCAGACCAAGCAUGGGUGGCAGAAAAGGCAAUUGGGUAUCUUCAAAGUGAACCAAACAUUGGUGGCAUGGAGCUCCUAAAAAAGCUACAAGCAGAGUACAAAUGUACUAUUGGGUAUGAUACUGUUCAAAAGGGAAAAGAAAGGGCCGCAAAUAUGUUAUAUGGAACCUGGGGAAAAAGCUUUCAGAAUUUAUUCAACUUCAAAGCUGAGAUUGAUAAGAGAUCUCCGGGUAGCAUUGUUGAGGUUGAUGUCAAGAGGGAAAAAGGUGGAGUGUAUUUCCGGAGAUUUUUUAUGGCACUUAAGCCAAGUAUUGAUGGCUUUUUGGCUGGUUGUAGACCAUAUCUCAGUAUAGACUCCACACAUUUGACUGGAAAGUGGAAUGGUCAAUUGGCGGCAUGUACAGCACUAGACGGACAAAACUGGAUGUUUCCUUUAGCAUUUGGUUUCUUUGGUACGGAGACUGAGGAGAAUUGGGUUUGGUUUAUGCAACAACUACAUAAGGCAAUAGGACAUCUUCAAACUCUAGCUAUUUGUACUGAUGCAUGCAAAGGGUUAGAGAAUGCAGUUAAAAUUGUUUUUCCUCAAGCUGAGCAAAGGGAAUGCUUUAGGCAUCUAAUGGCAAACUUCAAAAAGAAGUUUCAUGGAGAUGUUUUUGGUCGCAUGUGGCCAGCAGCCAAGGCUUACCGUCUAGAAACAUUUAACUACCAUAUGGGCAAGAUUUUCGAAGCUGAACCUACAGUGAGUACUUACUUGUGUACUUAUCAUAAUUUGAAGUGGAUGAGAUGCGACUUCAAUACAGAAAUAAAAUGUGAUUACAUUCACAAUAAUCUAGCUGAGUGCUUCAAUAGCUGGAUCAAAGGAACAAAGGAUCUGCCCAUGGAUGAGCUAGCAGACAAAAUAAGAGAGAAAAUUAUGAUACUUGUUGAGAGGAGGAGAAGGAUUGGGGAAAUGCUCCGGGGAGAGACGGUGCCUGCCAUCAUUCAACAAAUAAAUAAUAGAACUAGACAACUUGACCAUUUGGUUGUUGGAAGAUCAACCGGAGAAAGUUGUGAGGUCAAGGACACCAGCAAGAAGAAUCUUAGGCACGUUGUCAAAAUAGGUACCUAUGAGUGCACUUGCCUAGAAUGGCAGCACACUGGAAAGCCCUGUGAGCAUGCACUUGCAUUUCUUAUAGAGAGAGUAGAUGUGAACUUUCAACCAUAUGUGCAUGACUACUACUCUGUGAGUAGGUUCCGGGCUGCCUAUGCUGGAGAGAUUGAACCAAUCACAGACAAGUCUCAAUGGCCUCAGGUUACUCUAGAUUUUGAGAUGAUACCACCAGAUUUAAAAAGCUAUGUUGGGAGAAGGAGGAAGCAGAGGAUCAAAAGUUGCCUUGAAGACGGUGGUGGUGGUGGCAAACGGAAGAAAAAAGAUGAUGAUGGCAAACGAAAUGAGCAAGAAGGUGGUGACAAACAGAAGGAAAAAGAAAAGAAGAGAUUUGGCACGAAAAACAGGUGCAAACAAUGUGGAAUCUUGGGGCACAGAAAAGCAACUUGUGAAAAGAAGGAAGCUAAUGAGAGCGACGUGUUUGCUCACGAGCUCGCUCCAGCUGUUGUUGCGACACCCACACGCACAACAACAAUCACAGUGCCUCCCAGCCUUCAUAACAGCCCUGGACCUAUUACAAGGAGGAGACUUGCUAUGGCCAUAGCCGAAGGCGAUGCAUCACAACCAUCUGGAACAACGAAUGUUUCUGUACCAUCGCCUACUUCUCACAUCCCUUCAAGCUCUACGGCAUGCAAGAAAAAAAUGACCCCAAGGAGGAAGAAGAUGUAAUUUGCUUGAUGUAAACUCAGAUUAAACUGUUACGCCAUUUGAACCGAGCAGUCCUUUUUAUGACAUCGAAUUCCAUGCACUAAGUGGAUACUUGUUGUCAGUAUUUUUUAUCUAUGAAGUUUUUAUAUGCUGCCAAGUUCUACCGAAGUGUAUAUGUAAGGAUGCAUAGCAUCAUAUGUAGAUGCCUAACCGGUGGUUUAAUUAGAAAAUGCACUUCAGCGUACCCAGCCCGACAAUUGGAGCAUGCCCAGCUGCUAAUUACUACCAACAAUGUCGUUCAGGCUUGCUAUUAGUAGCGUAGUAGCAACAAGCUCACACAAAAAUUUGUACAGAUGC
This is a messenger RNA of Aegilops tauschii subsp. strangulata, 2922 nucleotides long. RefSeq lists its product as uncharacterized. Lineage: Eukaryota; Viridiplantae; Streptophyta; Magnoliopsida; Poales; Poaceae. Gene Ontology annotation, molecular function: DNA binding; zinc ion binding; transposase activity. Gene Ontology annotation, biological process: DNA transposition. The record is from RefSeq and is a predicted model, not a curated record.